Molecule: messenger RNA, 2117 nt
Organism: Trifolium pratense (red clover)
Lineage: Eukaryota; Viridiplantae; Streptophyta; Magnoliopsida; Fabales; Fabaceae
Product: pentatricopeptide repeat-containing protein At3g02650, mitochondrial
Exons: 1
Coding region: 206-1933 (575 amino acids)
Molecular function (GO): protein binding
Source: RefSeq, a predicted model, not a curated record
AUCGGUUGUGUUGUUUACACACUCAUUGAGUCAGUGUAGCAGCGAAGAUAAAAAUAGUAAAAUACCCUUCCCAAAAUUUGAAUAUCCCAAUCUUGUCCCUGUACUGUACCCUAUCUUUCUUCCUUCUUUUGAUUCUCGUUACUUACUUUCAGUGUUAUCAACCUUGCAGCCGCCGGAGUCAGAUUACCGUCGCCGUUCAUCCAAAAUGUGGAGGUCAAUACUUGCAAGACAAAGAUGUGCUGUUCUUCGCAACUACAAUGCCAACUAUGGUUCACAAAUUCAGGUUCCUCUCUCUAAUUUGAUUCUAAACCCCACAAAUUCAACAACUUCUAAUUCCUUAGGUUUUCCUCAAAUUUCAUAUCUUUCCAACACUAUUAACAACCCCAGAUUCUUAUCUAAUCAAAUUGCUACCGAAAAUGAUGUUCCAAUUGAUUCAAAAACCGACCUUGAAAAUGGGGAUUUUGCUGUUCACGGAAUUAGGGUAGAAAAUGAUGAUGUUGAUGAAUUUGGUAAUGGGAUAGAAUUAGUGGAGAAAGUUGGAGAAAUUGAUGAGGAACAACAAGUGUAUCAGAUUGAUGAAGAAAAAUUGGAGAAAGUGGUGUCUCUUUUGCAGAGUAGUGCUGAUGGGUCGUUUGAGUCUUCUCUUGAUCAAUUGAAUUUGAGUUUAAAUCAAGAUUUUGUUAUCAAAGCUAUUGAAACAAUUGAAACGGUUUUCGUUGAGAAUCUUGUGAGGUUUUUUAAGUGGGCUUGGAAGGAGAAUUCACUUGAAGUCACUACCCAAGUUGUAGAACCUUUUGUUAUGAUAUGCAACAGUGGUGGUUCGUUAACGGACAAAGAUGUAUACUCUCUUUGGGAUUUGGUGAAGGAAAUUGGGGAGAAAGAGGACGGUGUUGUCAAUGUAACUAUUCUUAAUGAGUUGAUACGUUCAUUCUCGAAAUUGGGAAAAGGGAAGGCUGCGUUAGAGGCAUUUGAAAAAUUUGAGUUGUUUCGAUGUGUACCUGAUGCAGAUACUUAUUACUAUACAAUUGGAGUUCUUUCUAGGAGAUCGGACUUUGAUUUGGCUUGUUCUGUGUGUCAGAAGAUGCUUGAUGCACAGAUAAUUCCUGGUGGUGAAAAAAUCGGCGGAAUACUGUCUUGUCUGUGUAAGGGUGAAAAGGCUAAAGAAGCUCAUGCAGUGUAUACGGCAGCAAUAGAGAAUAAGAAGUAUCCACCUUUGUCUUCUGUUAAUUUUUUAGUAAAAAAUCUAUCUCACAAAAAUGAAACUGUACAACUAGCUUUGGAGGUGUUGAAUGAUAUCCCUACGGAGAGGAGGAGACGCGCAAUCAAGCCGUUUACGGCUGUUGUUCGAGCUUUGUGUAGGAUUAAAGAUGUUGAUUCAGCCAAGGAGUUAGUUUUGAAAAUGAUUGCUGAUGGUCCACCUCCGGGAAAUGCUGUUUUCAAUUUUGUUAUUACUGGUUAUUCCCAAGUGGGGGAAAUGGGAAAGGCUGUGGAGAUGUUGAGGCUACUUGAGAGUAGGGGUUUGAAACCAGAUGUUUACACAUAUUCUGUUAUUGCUAGUGCUUAUUCGAAUAGAGGCGAGAUGGAAGAGGCUAGGAAGAUCUUGGAAGAAGCUAAAAAGAAUCAUUUAAAGUUAAGCCCUGUAAUGUAUCACGCUAUAAUCCGUGGAUAUUGCAAAUUGGAACAAUUUGAUGAGGCUUUGGAGUUGUUGCCUGAGAUGAAGGAUUUUGGUGAACGUGCUUCUGCCCACGAAUACGAGAAGCUGAUCCAGUCUCUCUGCUUGAAGGCUUUGGAUUGGGAAAGAGCAGAAAAACUGCAAGAAGAAAUGAAAGAAAAAGGUUUACAUCUCAAGGGCAUCACUAGGGCCCUAGUUAGAGCUGUUAAGGAGGCAGAAAAGGAGGCCGUGGAGGCUCAAAACGACACUUUAGUGUCCUAAACAUUAUACGGUGUGACGUUGUGACGUUAACGUCAGAAACAUGGUAUUUGUAAUUCUUUUAUUAUUAGGUUAAAAUCUCCAUGCCAAAAAAUACUGAUAGGGGAAAUUUUCUGAAGUGAUUGUGGAUGAGUUUGACAUCUCUUACCGGUCUUUUUUGUUAUAAUCAAACUUAUUAUUUCCUCCA